Nylanderia fulva is the source of this 3015-nucleotide messenger RNA. RefSeq names its product Poly(A) specific ribonuclease subunit PAN3 (gene PAN3). Lineage: Eukaryota; Metazoa; Arthropoda; Insecta; Hymenoptera; Formicidae. The record is from RefSeq and is a predicted model, not a curated record. Gene Ontology annotation, molecular function: poly(A) binding; protein kinase activity; ATP binding. Gene Ontology annotation, biological process: mRNA processing; nuclear-transcribed mRNA poly(A) tail shortening; protein phosphorylation. Gene Ontology annotation, cellular component: P-body; PAN complex.
AGAAAAUAGGGAGAGAGGGUUCGCGCCCCUCCAGCCCCGCGACGGCCAUCUGGUAAACACGCACGACGCACGCACGAACGCACGCAUGUAUAUCCCGUGCAUACGGUGGCAUCGUCAUCAGGGAGUCGAAGCCGAGGCGCUUUCACCUUUAUCUGUCUUUAUUAUCUAUCUAUCUGUUCGUCGUCCGGAGCUGAAGGGAAGCGACGCCGAUGUGACAGCGCGAGCGGAGAAUCUGCUAUAUGUUACAAGAGGUUGGGACACUGAUUUAUAUUUGCAAGAUAAAGAGAAGAACAUUUCAAGAGAAAGCGUUUCGUGUAAAAGUCAGUGCGAGAAGAAAGUGGGCAGUGAAUUUAAUUAAGGACAAUACAGAGAGUAAGGAGUGAAAGAGAGUAAGAAACGAAAAUAGUAAAUGCAGUGGCUGCAGAGGAAGCAAUGGAUCCAUCAAUAUUUGUUCCAUAUAAUCCCCAGACAAAUGGAGGAAUACCAUUGGAAUCCAAGCUUGCUACCUACAUGAAUCGUCCAGGUUCUGGCAUAGCAUUGAGCACAAACUCAGUGACCAAGCACUUGUCCAAUCUUUCUCUGGAUUCGCAGAAGAAGGUAACUGCCAGUCCUGAAUUUGUGCCAGGGAGAGGCCUUACAAGUAGCAAUAGCAGCUCGCCGAAUCUCUUUAACAACUCCUACACCCAUUCGCAGGAGAAUGUAGGUGGCACUACAUAUUUUUAUUUUGGAAAUGCAACCAACGAUCAUGUUGUUGGAGCGGAAGAUGGCAGUGAGGCUAUUGGACACGUAGCAGCAGGGCAGAUUGGCUAUAUCUAUCCAGGUACACCAUCGCAUCUGCAACCUGUGAAAACCACGAAACAACCAUCCUCCAAUAAUUCCUCUGCUCCCUCCACCCCACCCCCUCUAAUUGCUCCCAGCUACUUUGUCAGCGAAAGUCUGCGGCUGGAUAUACUGCAGAAGCAUGCAUUGACGUUAGUACAGCCCGAUGUGAUACGAUUUCCCGACUUGCCCAGUGAGGUUGACAGUUACCACGAGUUAUGUCCUUUGGAGCCGAUGCAUAAACCCGCCUCGACGGUUUUGGGAUAUCAAACUUCUACUUACAAGGCCACCAAUAUCAAGACUGGCACGCGAUACUGUUUACGUCGUGUGCACGAUUUCCGACUCUCCACAAACACAAAAUGUAUGGUGCUGGUUGACAUGUGGAAGCGGCUAUCGCACACGAAUCUAGUUCAGCUGAAAGAAGUCUUCACCACCAAAGCGUUCGGUGAUCAUUCCAUGGUUUUUGUCUACGAUUAUCAUCCCGCUUCGGAGACGUUGCUGAAUAAACAUUUCGCCUCGACCGAGCUCAAUGGUUACACCGACCCAUUCUCGUCGGAUCCCAAUGCGCCACGGCCUUACAGUCACACCAAAAACACUAUUCUGAGGCAACAGCAUAGCAGUAUGCUGGCGGAAAGCGUUAUUUGGAGCUAUAUCAUUCAACUCACUGCCGCAUUUCGCGUUAUUCACGCUGCUGGCUUAGCGUACAGAUGUUUAGAUCCCACUAAGGUACUACUUACAUCACGGACGCGACUUCGUUUGAGUUGCGUCGCCAUUCCAGACGUGGUCACUUUAGACGGGAACACGACGAAUCCACUCACUCUCAUCCCGCAUUAUCAGCAAGAGGAUUUGGUAGCACUCGGCAAGCUGGUCUUGGCGCUGGCAUGUCGGAGUCUCAUCGCCGUCCAUCGCGACAAUAUGUCAGCCUCCAUCGAGCUGAUCACACGUUCCUACUCCACUGACCUUCGAAAUCUUAUUCUAUAUUUGCUGUCAAGUCAACCCCGUAAGAGCGUGACGGAUCUCAUGCCGAUGAUUGGUGCGCGAUUCUAUACGCAGCUAGAUGCCGCCCAGUUACGAUUGGACGUUAUAGAGAACGAAGUUGCCAAGGAAAUAGAGAACGGACGACUAUUCAAGUUGCUGGUCAAACUAGCAACCAUCAACGAGAGGCCGGAGCUUAAUAUGGAACCUACAUGGGCGGAGACAGGCGAUCGCUACAUGCUCAAAUUGUUUAGGGACUACGUGUUUCAUCAAGUAACAGCCGAUGGCAGGCCCUGGUUGGAUCUGGCGCACGUCGUAGCUUGUUUAAAUAAGCUCGAUUCCGGCUCGCAGGAUAAGAUAUGUCUCAUGUCUCGAGACGAGCAAAGUGUUUUGGUGGUAAGUUACGCGGAGUUACGACAGUGUCUGGAAACGUCAUUUGGAGAACUGGUACAAUCUACAAAAGAUGCUGUUUAAGAGAGCGUCCUCGAUAGCGCAUACUCCGAACCAUAAUUGUGAUAUCGUCACUUAGCGGUACUAUCAUUUUACUCUUUAUCGAGUUAUACCGGAGAGUGAGAACUGUCGAAUUGUUUGCUUGGUGAUAAAAAACGCGCAACUCAGUUUUGUAUACAUGAUUUUGCUCGUCGAAUCAAUUAGGUAUGACCGCAUCAAAUGCGUUGCAUUUAGGAGGUAAGACGUUAAAUUUUUCGGGUUUUUUUUUUAUAAAUGUUAAGGAUCUAUAGUCCUUAAGUCUCUUUGGGUUUCUUUAUCCAGUUUGAAUCUUGGAGUCUUUAGACUUUGGAAUUCUUGUGUAUUAUAGACUCGUGUCGAAUCGCUCGGAUUUCAAAAUCCUUUUAUCGGAUUUUGCAAUCCUUGAAUCUUCGAGUCUUCGAAUUCUUGCAUCUAUCGAUUCUGAGAUCUCUCUUUGGAGUUUUGAUCUCUCUUAAAGAUGUAGGUUCGAAGGAGGGGGGGGGGGGGGUAAUCAUGUGAUUUUGCGAAUCGGUUAAGAUUUGGAUUCGCACUAUAAAAACCCAUUACGGUACUAUAAAAGGAAAAAAACAAACUGUACACAACUUAACAAUGCAGUAAAUUCUUAAGGGAUUUUCUUAAGACAACACCUAAACACAAUCGGUGUCUAGGAUAGAGACCUUAGUUUUUAGGAUACAAGCAUUAAUGGUAAGCAUUAAUUUUGAAAUAAAUGUUUAUUUUUGAAAGCAAUCCUAA